AAAGUACCACUAGCUCACUUCCUUAUUUAUCACACUGUGCACAGCACAAAAUAUUACAGCAGGCAAAGGAUGUUAUUACUUCUUCACUCUUGCGUUUGCUCUUCUGAGGAGCACGCCAUGGCUCAUCAGCUCUUGAAACCAAAGUUCAUAUGCUGUGUCACAGAGACAGGAUGAAAAAAAAUGGGAUGGAAGAAAGAGCAAAAGUGGUUUCCCUAAGAGAAGAAAUGGAAACAGACAUUGUGAGAGAUGGGUAGACCUGUGGAAGUCUUUGAAGCCAGAUUUCCUACCUAACCUGUGCUACUUGGCUGCUUCUGAUCUGCUGCCUUCUGGUUCUGCUGGCUCAUCAUUCUGUGCAAUCAAGAAUGGGUCUGACAUUCUCAUCUCUGAUGGUUUCUGAGGUCUGGAGGCUCAAGUAGAAAUGCUGGGAUGACAACCAUCUAGCAGCAACUGAAUUAAGAAGUACAGCAAUGAGCACCGUCUUGAGUAUUAUGCAGUUAGUCUGGCACCCUUUCCUUUGAGGGAGAUCCUCUCUAGUUUUCUUUGUUACUCCAAAUAUCCGUUACGGCAGGACUGAAGCCCUCAGAUGAUUCACAGGCAUGUCAGCUACCAAUGGUACACUGGAGUUUUGCAAGGAUCACAGUGCCAGUCACCAAAUACACUUGAUUGGCUACAGCCUGAUCUUCACAGCAGGUUUGCUACUCAAUGUUGCGGCCCUUUGGAUCUUCUUGUACUACCUAAGAAUCAAGUCAGUGGUAAGCAUCUACAUGUUGAACUUGGCUGUGAGUGACCUUCUUUUCACAAUAUCUUUGCCCUUCCGUAUUUACUAUUAUACCAUGGGGGAGUGGCCCUUUGGAACCCUCCUUUGCCAAGUCUCUGGUUCUGUCUUCCAAAUAAAUAUGUAUGGUAGCUGCCUCUUCCUAAUGUGUAUCAACUUGGACCGCUUUGUUGCUAUUGUCUACCCUCUACGCUGGCGCCACCUUAGGCGCCCCACAGUGGCUCGACUGCUCUGCCUUGUGGUCUGGGUGCUUAUCCUGAUGGGCUCUGUUCCAGUGGCUGGUGUCCACAAAACAACUUCUUGUAACAAAUCCAAUGAGACAGUCACUCUGUGUUUUGAAAGCUUCAGUGACGGCCUGUGGCAGAAAGGGCUCUUCCCCUUGGUCAUCCUAGCAGAGAUUCUUGGCUUUCUCCUGCCUCUGACCUCUGUGACAUACUGCUCAGUCCGAAUUUUUCAGAAACUGUGCCAGGCUGGUGGGAUGCAGAGCGUACGCCAGCAGAAGACAAUUCGCAUGCUUGUGGUCAACCUGGUCAUCUAUAUUAUCUGCUUUGUACCCUACAAUAUCAUUCUUGCAGCCUAUGGGAUGAUAAAGGCCCAUGUGAUCCAGACUGAACCACCAAUGCGGGAUUCAGUGCGCCAGGCCCUUGUUGUCACUGUGCUGUUGGCCAGUAUGAACUGCACACUGGACCCCCUAAUCUAUUACUUCAACACAGAGGGCUUCCGAAAUACUUUAAAGAAACUUAGAAAGGGGCAACCUUGGGACUCUGAAAUGGGAACUCUUCAGAAGCGGAUAACAGAAGGGAAGUCUUACCAGGCAGCACGUGCCAAGUCCGGAGGAGUCAAACAAUUCCAGGUUCAGAACUUGAUCCUCCCCUACGAGGGCUUGCCAUUUGCUCCCCCUAAGAUAUAUUUGAACAGCCCCAUUGAAGACUCUGAAAUAUAACAAUGGAUGGGGUUGCAAAAAAAUAUUUUGUUAGGGAUUUCUGGAUGGCAAACUGAGUGAGAAAAGUGAUGAAAAGGAGCAAAGUCUCUUAGAACAAAGGAAAGUGAGGUAUUUAAAGGCAGUUUCAGAUACUUUAAGACAUUUUUUGUUCCUUCUUGGGAAUAUGUUUACAUGAUAACUGUAAUGUGUUUCUACAUUGUCCUCAUCCAAGUGGCAGCCUGCACACACAUACACCCUUUUAAUUUGGAUUUUUCACAUCUACAGAUAAUGUAGUAUGGGGGAGGGGAAAUCCAAUAUAAAAUUGCAUGUUACCUAGCUGUGGAUGUACUGAAGCACAUUGUGUCAGCAGGUUUUUUUUAAAGUGUCUGGUGACAUUUUGCUGGGGGUGCCAUCUAUCACCACACCAUUUUCAUUGGUGAGGUGCUUCUCAGUGGGCUUCUGGUGGGGCCGGGAGCAACCCAUACUUUUUUCCUCACUGUUUUAUGAAAGUCCGGUAUAUUAGAAACCAUGUAUCUACAAUUUUUUUAAAAAAAAUUGGCCGCACACACAGGUAAAGAAAUACCUGUGUACAUGCUCACCAUGAACCAUAGGUUUCUAGAACUCAGGGAGGGUGGGAAAGUACUAAUUGAAGGGUGGGCACAACAACACACAGUCCAUAUAUAUAUUCCAUCAAGCACCUCUCACUAGUGCAGACCAGAAACAUUGAUGUUAGGGUUUAAUGGAAAGUGCUCAUGGAAAAAUCAGAUCUGUGUGACCCACAUGCGCUUUAACACCCUGGGGUGUACACAGCCUAAGAUUGGCUGUGGACUUUUAAAGGUACUGCUGUUGAAAUUCAAAGUUCUCACUGCUGAGAUAUACUGCUUAUCCUUAAAACUGUUAUGCAGAAAACUUGCUAGCUGCUACAGUCAGUUGGCUGCUCCUGUUAGUCACAGCCAAAUCUCUGGUUUUCUUCUAUAUUGUCAUGGUUCUCUGUUUUUUAUGUCCAACCAGAUAUAUAAAUAAAUAACCAACGAACCAUCUGCACAAGAA
Messenger RNA from Rhineura floridana, 2747 nucleotides. It is a transcript of the gene LPAR5, whose product is annotated as lysophosphatidic acid receptor 5. Gene Ontology annotation, cellular component: membrane. Lineage: Eukaryota; Metazoa; Chordata; Lepidosauria; Squamata; Rhineuridae. Gene Ontology annotation, molecular function: G protein-coupled receptor activity. Gene Ontology annotation, biological process: G protein-coupled receptor signaling pathway; behavioral response to pain. The transcript is spliced from 2 exons. Bases 597 to 1718 code for a protein of 373 amino acids. The record is from RefSeq and is a predicted model, not a curated record.